AUGGGCGCCCGAACAGGCUUCGGCCUCAAAUUCGUCCAGUGGUUCGUCCGCGGCAUCCAGUUCUGCUGCGCCGCCAUCGUCCUCGCCAUCUACUCCUACUUCCUCGCGACCCUGCACAACCACCACCUGCCCAUCGCCACGAGCCUGCGCGCCGUCGAGGGCAUCUCGGGCGCGGCCGUGGCCUACGCGCUGCUGGCCCUGCUGACGCUCUGCUGCCUCGCGGGCCGCACCCUGACGGCCUUGUUCGGCGUCGUCCUCGACAUCUGCUUCAUCGGCGCCUUCGUCUACGUCGCCGUCGCCAACAAGAACGGCGCCGGCACCUGCGACGGCGUGCUCGACACGCCCUUUGGCAAGGGCCAGUCCGACGCCACCGUCAAGGCCCACAGCGGCUUCACCACCCUGCCCAGCUUCCACACCGCGUGCCGCCUGCAGACGGCCUGCCUCGCCGUCUCCAUCAUCGCCAUCUUCUUCUACAUCCUCUCCAUCCUCAUGGAGGUCGCCCUUGCGCGCCACCACCGCAAGGAGAAGCGCUACGGGCCCAGCCCCCGCAACGACUACACGUCUGGCUUCGGCCGCACCGCCAGCACCAGCACCCGGAAGCCGGGCUUCUUCGGGCGCUUCCUCGGCGGGCGCAAGGUCGUCGACGCCAGCGAGGAGGGCAACAUGCUGCCCGCGCACCCGCAGCCCGACCAGCUCAAUGCCCACCACCACCACGCGGACAACAACGACAUCUCGAACCCUUACGUCCACACCGACUACAACAACAAGUACGAGACUGGGUACGGCUACUCGGGCGUCACGGGGCCGGCUGCUACUACCAACACCACUGCGUAUGCUGGCGCCGGCGGGUAUGCGGCUCCCCAGGGCACGGCUGGAUAUGGCCAGCCGGUCAACUACCGCUACGACGACGGCAUCUACGACCAUGCUCAGCGUUAA
Molecule: messenger RNA, 936 nt
Organism: Trichoderma citrinoviride
Lineage: Eukaryota; Fungi; Ascomycota; Sordariomycetes; Hypocreales; Hypocreaceae
Exons: 1
Coding region: 1-936 (311 amino acids)
Source: RefSeq, a predicted model, not a curated record